AUGCAUGACAAGAUGGUCUCCAAGCUGAAGAUCAUCCCAGGGAGUGGGCUUGAUCCCGCUGCCGGAAAAACCAGGCCCAGCAAUCUGAUAUUACCUUAUGACCCGUCCUUCUUCCCCGAGACAGCCCUCCCGGGACUUGAUAUUGACUUGUCAUACUUCACUGCCACAACGGACGAUAGCUCGAGCCAACUCAGUGGUCUCUGGACCAAGUCACCCAACAGUGGCUUGUCUGGCACUUCGCGACAUUCAAGCCUGCACCUUGAGCUCCCGUCGGAUGAUGUCCUGGGAGAGGGUACUAUCCUAGGGAUCGAUGAGAUCAAUAGGCCUGCGCAGAAGACAGAUGCUUUCCACAACAUGACGGGGCUAGAACCAGCCAAUGAAGAAGGUGUACUCCUUCAGCCUGACUUUGAAUUUGACGAGGAUGGCAAUAUCAUUGAGCUUGGUGACAGAGGGAAGAUCCCUCCCGUAAGGAAGUCCACUGUUGGUCUGAGGGAAAGCGAAGGACUGAAAGACAACCAACAACGCCAGCUUUAUGAAGACUCGAUGCAGAAUGAUAACGAAGAAGUUAGAUUGACCGAGACUAACGACAUGAUGGAGCUUGACACCCAGACCGCAGGUCUGACAAUUCCUCAGACAAAUGAAGGCCUGGAUGGGUUUGAAGAAACAAUUGAAAUUGAAGUUACGAAGAAGCGCCGGGUAAGACGCCCAAAGGAAAUCAUCUCCGACGAUACCACGGCGCUUCGAAAUAUGACGAUGGCCCAAUGGCCCAAUGGGUACGUUGCGAACAUGACGUACGCAAUGAAGCAAAAGCAGCAAAAUAAGAUUCCAGCCAUUUCGAAGAAGAACGCUGCUUUCUGGGUUUUCGGUCAGGGAAUCGGCUCGGUCGGAGUGGGAUUGGGAAUGGACCAUGAAGCGCAUCCACUUCGCCUCUUCUCGGGCGAGAGUCUGUUUGAAGCUGUUGGUGGAUACCCUCGGCGAGAAGGGCGGAAGCGCAGCGCAGAUGACAGUGAAAUAUCAGAGAGACGUCGAGUACGCGCAAGAGAAGAACAAACAGAGUACCUCAGCCGUGAGAACAUCGACCGCCUCAAUAUGGAAGUUGAAGUCGGCCGUGAUGCCCCUUCCAGUCUCUUUGACGACCACUCGUCCCAGAUGCCAUGGAACGCCACCGCUUCUAUUCAAAGCUCUCGGCAAAGACAUCGAUUCGGCAGUCUGAGUGAACUGUCUUCUCAAGGACGCAAGGCCCGAAGCCGUCUCACCAGCGCCAGUCCGCUUGCCGGGCGCAGCUAUCUAGGGGGACAGGACCGACUUAGUCUCGAGCUACUAGGUGAUUUCGAAGACGAUCUAAAUCUUACCCAGUAUCUUGAAGGCGAGCUUGCAACAGACCGCGAGAAAAUCAGCUCACUAUCGCCAAGCAAGCGCUCUGCUCUCGAACGUGCCAAGUCAACCCUUGAUCGGGAAAGCUUGAAUUUCAUAGAUUUCAUGAAGACCAAGAUGGGUGCUACUGAAAAGAGCAACGCAGGAAACAGAGUAAGUCCGAACAGCAACGAGUCCAGCUCGGUCGCGGCCAGACUUGAGACCACAUUCGCAAAUCUUCUUCCCCCUGGGAGUACUACGCGAGCUGUCGCAACCCAGGCUUUGAUGAACAUUCUCACGCUCGCUACAAAGGGUGUACUGCAUGUUCACCAAGACGGGUACAUCGACGAAAGCACGGAGUGGGCAGUCUGCUAUCGCUAUGGUGAGAUUUUCCUGCGACUGUCUGGAACCCAAGUGUGA
Molecule: messenger RNA, 1773 nt
Organism: Penicillium digitatum Pd1
Lineage: Eukaryota; Fungi; Ascomycota; Eurotiomycetes; Eurotiales; Aspergillaceae
Product: Rad21/Rec8 N terminal domain protein
Biological process (GO): mitotic sister chromatid cohesion
Cellular component (GO): mitotic cohesin complex
Molecular function (GO): chromatin binding; protein binding
Source: RefSeq, a predicted model, not a curated record